Exophiala spinifera is the source of this 1695-nucleotide messenger RNA. RefSeq lists its product as uncharacterized. The record is from RefSeq and is a predicted model, not a curated record. Bases 1 to 1695 code for a protein of 564 amino acids. The transcript has a single exon. NCBI's taxonomy places the organism in Eukaryota, Fungi, Ascomycota, Eurotiomycetes, Chaetothyriales, Herpotrichiellaceae.
AUGACCACCAAAACUGCAACUACGGCCAUCGCUCAGCGGUCUGCCACCAACGACUCCGCCGAAUCAAGCGAGAAAGGCGUCUCCUCUCGACGGCUAAAGAAACGAGAAAUUGAUCGACGUUGCCAACGGCAGGCCCGUGAACGCACAAAGUCUCGAAUAGCCCACCUGGAAGGCCUGGUCGAGGAGUUUCGUCGCCAAGAUGCCACUGGACAAGUGGCGCUUCUGAUGAAGCAGUUGCAAGAGGCAGAAGCAGAACGGAACUUGAUGGCAAAGACAUUGAAAGACAUUCAGAAGGCGCUCGAUCUGCGCAGGCCCCCAGCAUCACACGAGGAGCCUGUGUUCCUUGACGAAGAUGACAAGCAGAAACCGAGCAUAGAGUCUUUAUCCGACGAUACCCCACUAAAUUUCAAGACCGAGUCCGAGGAAGACGUACAAGUAUCUGUUGUCAGCAGUUUCGACAGAACCAACUUCACGCCUUCGCCGAACACCAAUGACAAACCUCCGGGCACGCUCCUUGCACCGCCCAUCGUGCAACUGAGCUGCGACAACCCAGGCCCGAAGAACCAGGCGCUGGUGCAAUGCAAGAGCAGUGAAAAUGAUGGGCAACAACUCCCCCUAUGGACAGAUCACUGGGCAAGGCCACGAAAGUCAUGUACCUGCCAUACAUUUUCAAAGCCUGUGCCUGGACAGCCCGUGGUCUGGCGCGGCAACUACUGGGUAUAUGCCAACCAGGUGUUGAGCCAGCGAUUUGGGUGGCCCAAGGAUAUCACACCCGCGUCCGCGGAAGUGAGCGACGAUGUUCCGGUGCGGGCUUUGUUGGAAGGAUGGGAUUCUGUCGCCAAACGGGGCCCGUUGCAUCCUUCAUGGCAAAUUCUCCGGCAGAUUGACGAGAAUUUGUUCUGUACAUGUCCAGAUACUGAACGAUUGGCGGUCAUGAGAGCGAUGCAUGCGCUUAUUCAGUUUCACACCGAGUCGACUUCACAACUUUUCCAGCGCUUACCACCAUGGUACAUGCGCCGCCCCUCGCAAUCAAUAGCACAUUCCUACGCAAUUGACUACUAUGCCUGGCCGGGGCUCCGCGAGCGAUUUAUCUUCGGUGAGCAUAAUUACUGCCAGAAUGAAUUUUGGCGUUUGUUUUGCAAAAGCCUGCGUAUACUGUGGCCGUAUGAGUUCAGAGACUGUUACACGCGCGAGGUGGAAACCGGAUUGUAUAAAAUCAAUCCGAUGUUCGACCAAAGAUUGGGUGAUAUUAAAUGCUGGACUAUGGGCCCGGAUAUUUUUCAGCGAUACCCAGAACUUUACAGUGAUAUGCCAACUUUCAACCAAAUUCCGCAGCAAGUACCAACCCGCGCCUCAAGGCAAGAAAACAACACUAUCACCCACCCUAGGUCCCGUAGGGCCGCGACAUCAUCAACUGAUGAGCAAGAUAAAGCCAUCAAGCUCCCGUCAGCCCCAACUCACUAUGUCCCUAUGCAGCAUAAUUAUGCGCAUGUUCAGCAACCCAAUGGAAGCGGGUAUAUUCAGAGCGGGGUGAACAGUAAUCACUCGAAUCCGAAUCCGCACGCAUAUAAUCUGUCAGACAUCACGCCUAUAAUGGCCCUUGAUGCAUUUGCAUUUGGUGCGAUCAGUGAGGUCGACUUCGCCGCGGUUUUCCAUCCAGAAGCAAGUGAGGGAUAUCCAACGGUACAGUUCUGA